AUGCCUCCAUUCCCAGAAACCUCUGUUUUGCUACUUCCCAUGGUCGAGAAAUGCGUAAACCUCUUGCAGACCUAUGGCUUCUCAUCACUUAAAAAACUCAAGCAAGUCCACGCCUUUUCAAUCCGCCAUGGACUCUCAAUCUCCAACGCAGAGCUGGGGAAACACCUCGUCUUCUACCUCGUGUCUCUUCCUUCUCCACCUCCAAUGUCUUACGCUCACAAAAUCUUCACCAAGAUCGAGAAACCCAUCAACGUCUUUGUUUAUAACACAUUGAUCAGAGGCUACGCCGAGACUGGCGAUUCCGUCUCCGCUCUUUCUCUCUACCGCGAAAUGCGAGUCUCUGGUUUCGUCGAGCCAGACACUCAUACUUACCCGUUUCUUCUCAAGGCCGUGACGAAAAUGGCGGAUUCUCGAUUGGGAGAGACGAUUCACUCCAUUGUUAUAAGAAGUGGGUUUGGCUCGUUGAUUUUUGCUCAGAACUCUCUCCUCCAUUUAUACGCAAACUGUGGAGACGUAUCGAGUGCGUACAAGGUGUUCGAUAAAAUGCCUGUGAAAGAUCUUGUAGCUUGGAACUCUGUGAUUAAUGGGUUUGCAGAAAACGGUAAACCAAACGAAGCUUUAUCGCUUUACACUGAGAUGGAUUCGAAAGGUAUCAAGCCCGAUGGGUUCACGAUCGUUAGCUUGUUGUCUGCUUGUGCAAAGAUCGGUGCUUUGGCGUUGGGUAAGAGAGUCCAUGUGUAUAUGAUCAAAGCCGGUUUGACACGAAACGUACAUACGAAGAAUGUGCUUUUGGACUUGUAUGCGAGAUGUGGAAGAGUCGAAGAAGCUAAAACGCUUUUCGGUGAGAUGGUGGAGAAGAACAGUGUCUCGUGGACUUCGUUGAUCGUUGGUUUAGCUGUGAACGGUUUUGGAAAAGAAGCGAUUGAGAUUUUUAAGGAGAUGGAGUCAGAGAAGGGAUUGUCACCGUGUGAGAUCACGUUUGUUGGGAUCUUAUACGCUUGUAGCCAUUGUGGGAUGGUGAAGGAAGGUUUUGAGUAUUUCAAGAGGAUGAGAGAUGAGUAUGAGAUUGAGCCUAGGAUCGAACAUUUUGGUUGUAUGGUUGAUUUGUUAGCUAGAGCUGGACAAGUGAAGGAAGCGUAUGAGUACAUAAUGAGAAUGCCGAUGCAGCCAAAUGUUGUUGUAUGGAGAACAUUGUUAGGGGCUUGCACCGUUCAUGGUGAUUCUGAUUUAGCAGAGGUUGCUAGAGUCCAGAUCUUACAGCUGGAGCCAAACCACAGCGGCGAUUAUGUUCUAUUGUCGAACAUGUAUGCGUCUGAGCAGCGUUGGUCUGAUGUGCAAAAGAUAAGGAGGCAAAUGUUAAGAGACGGUGUGAGGAAAGUUCCAGGUCAUAGUUUAGUAGAAGUAGGAAACAGAGUUCAUGAGUUUCUUAUAGGUGAUAAGUCUCAUCCGCAAAGCGAUGAGAUUUACGCUAAGCUGAGAGAGAUGACUGAGAGGUUGAGAUUGGAAGGUUACGUGCCGCGGAUUUCGAAUGUUUAUGUUGAUGUUGAGGAGGAAGAGAAGGAGGAUGCUCUGGUUUAUCAUAGUGAGAAGAUUGCUGUUGCUUUUAUGCUUGUUAGUACACCGGAAAGGUCACCGAUUCGGGUGGUGAAGAAUCUUAGAGUUUGUGCAGAUUGUCAUUUGGCGAUUAAACUUGUGUCUAAGGUUUAUGAUAGAGAGAUUGUUGUUAGAGAUCGUAGCAGGUUUCACCAUUUUAAAGAUGGUUCUUGUUCUUGUCAAGAUUACUGGUGA
Molecule: messenger RNA, 1788 nt
Organism: Microthlaspi erraticum
Lineage: Eukaryota; Viridiplantae; Streptophyta; Magnoliopsida; Brassicales; Brassicaceae
Source: the annotation of a GenBank genome assembly